AUUCAUGCGACAUUGCUCACUUCUUUCUCGGAAGUCAAAACAGUAGGGCGGUUUGGUGAGAAGCAGAGCAAAUCAUGUCCGGCAGUUUUUACUUCGUCAUGGUUGGUCAUCAUGACAACCCGGUGUUCGAGAUGGAGUUCUUACCGUCCGGGAAGCCUGAAUCUAAGGAUGACCACCGUCACUUAAACCAGUUUAUUGCACACGCAGCUCUGGACCUGGUGGAUGAGAACAUGUGGCUGUCAAACAACAUGUACCUAAAGACUGUGGACAAGUUCAACGAAUGGUUUGUUUCCGCGUUUGUCACUGCGAGUCAUAUAAGAUUCAUCAUGCUUCACGAUGUGCGGCAAGAAGACGGAAUCAAGAACUUUUUUAACGAUGUGUAUGAUUUAUACAUUAAGUUUGCCAUGAAUCCAUUCUACGAGACCAACGCACCGAUCCGCUCCACAGCUUUUGAAAGAAAAGUGCAGUUUCUUGGGAAGAAGCACCUCCUGAAUUAAUUGUCAUGAUUUGGAAAAUGAAUGUAAGUUUGCAGUCUCUAACUGUUUUUAGUGUGAAUGCUUAAAUGUAUAUCUUUGUAAAUUAUCUUUCUGAUUGUUUUGCAUUUUGUUAUCAGGUAUGACUCCACAUCAAGUAAGAUAUCAGUGUUUCUCCAUGUAUGCAUAGGUUUUCUUAACAUAAUUAAUAACUUAAUUCAGUGGUUCUGAAUGAUUUUGUUAUGCCCCCCUGUAUGGGGUGCCAAAUGGAAACAUUUAAUCACUUCAGUUUAGGUAUGUACUUGGUAGCGUUGGCUUACUUUUCUCACAUUAAACUACUUUUCUUCACAUUUGAGGCAGUGGGUCGUGGGUCUAUGCCUGACUAAAAUAACAUACAUAUACAUGGGAUAGGCUCCAGAGACAGUAACCCUAAAAAGUACACGUGGCAUAGAAAAUGAAUGUUCAUAAAGGCUAUAAACAUAACCAAAGAGAUUCCCAGGUGCUUUAUUCAUUGUUGGCAUAUUAAUAAUAUAAACAGGAAAUGCAA
Molecule: messenger RNA, 1020 nt
Organism: Doryrhamphus excisus (bluestripe pipefish)
Lineage: Eukaryota; Metazoa; Chordata; Actinopteri; Syngnathiformes; Syngnathidae
Gene: trappc2
Product: trafficking protein particle complex subunit 2
Biological process (GO): endoplasmic reticulum to Golgi vesicle-mediated transport
Source: RefSeq, a predicted model, not a curated record